This is a messenger RNA of Symbiodinium sp. CCMP2592, 1311 nucleotides long. Lineage: Eukaryota; Dinophyceae; Suessiales; Symbiodiniaceae. The record is from the annotation of a GenBank genome assembly.
AUGCUUCCAGAGUCUUUGAUCUCCGUUGCCAACAAGGCGGAGCUGACGUCAUCGUUCCAGGCUGCCUGGAAGUAUGUGAUGGCCCGGGACCACCAGGUGAAGCUUUUCGAGGUGGAGGAUUUCAAUGCCUGGACGACCUUCGCUGCAGUCUUCGUCUGCCUGAUUAUGCUCGACAACUUCUACCUCAACCGCAGCGCCGAAGAGUUGACAAUUGGGCGCGCACUGCGCUACACCCUCUUCUGGAUCUCCACGGCCUUUGCUUUCUGUGGCUGGAUUUGGUACACUUACGGACGCUCCAGUGCUUUCAUGUGGAUGAGUGGAUACAUGUUGGAGUGGCUGCUCUCCUUCGACAAUCUGUUCGUCUUCCACCUCAUCUUCAAUCUGUAUGGCACGCCUGACCAUUUGAAGCAUCGCCCGCUCUACAUUGGGAUUUGCGGUGCCGUGGCAUUCCGCCUCAUGUUCAUCUUCGUGGGCGAGUACAUGAUGCAUGCGAUGGUCUUCAUGCAUUUUGUCUUCGGGGCCUUUCUUGUUUACACCGGCGUCAAGACACUAGCCAGCGACGAGGAGGAUGAGGAUCCUUCUCAGAACCCGAUGGUCAAGUGGCUACAGGAGAAGGUGCCAUUCGUCAACGUCUACGACGACAACGGGGCGUUCUUCGUGAAAGUGCCUGUGGAUGCAAACGGAUGCCCGGCCCCAGAUGACAAGAACCAGUUCGUUGCCCCCAAGGAUGCCGAGUGCGCGAAGAUUUCCGAAGGCAACAGCGAGGCCGUCUAUGGCACGGUGGACUUCUCCAACUAUAGGGCCACUGUGGCAGAGAACCCGACGAGGCAUCAUUGGGAGUUCCGCGCGACCACGCUGUUUCUGGUCGUCUGCUGUCUGGAGAUCAGUGAUCUCAUCUUCGCCGUCGACUCGGUGAGCGCGAUCGUGGCGCAGGUCAACGAUUUGUUCCUGGCGUACACCUCCGCAGUCUUUGCGAUGCUGGGCCUGCGCGCAACAUUCUUCAUCAUCGACGUGCUCGUCCACAUGUUCGAGCUUCUCAAGUACGGAGUGGCGGCCGUGCUCAUCUUCAUUGGAGUGAAGCUCAUUCUGGCCCACCACUACACCAUCGAGCCACACACUGUGGUCCUGGUCCUCAUUGGCUGCAUCGGGGCCUCCAUGGUCGCUUCGGUGAUGAAGGCAGAGAUGGAGAAAAAGAUGCAGGGCCACGACCCGGAGGAUGUCGCCAAGCGUGUGGAGCAGGUCAAGGAGAAGACGUCUCCCUACACUUCGCCCUACGCGCCUGCAGCCCUGCCUACUCAGCGCGCCUGCUGA